UGUAAGAGGGGCAUGGAUAAAAAGAGGGAUUGGAAGACAUUAACCUAGUUAAUUUGAUGGUAUACUUCUGUAUUAUUAUGGAUCAUCCUUCAUUAAAUUAUAUUACAAAUCCCUACUUUGGAAGACCUCCGAAAAUUCAAGAUGAAGUUAUGUUUAGAUGCUUACCAAAUUGGGACAGCCCCAUGUAGCUAGCUUUAAUUACAUGGUUAACCAAGGUUUAGAUCAAGCUAUAAAAAACCUAGUUCCAGUCGAAUUUAUGGUAGACGAUAAAAAAAUUAAGCUAAUUAUCACUGGUUGUAGCCUGAGCAAUCCACAAGUACCAUUUGGUACUAUUGGUGUGAAAAAUGGUCUUAUCUACCCGACAGAGUGCAGGCAGCGCAACUCAACUUAUGCAGGAAAAUUUAUAAUAGAUGUGGAAUGGUAUCUAGAUGAUCGACCACAGCAACCUUUUCAGAAGGAGUUAGGAAAUAUUCCUAUAAUGUUAAAGUCAAAUCGUUGCAAUUUAGAGAAGCUGAAGCCACAAAAAUUAGUUGAACAUGGUGAACAUGAGCAAGAAUGGGGUGGAUAUUUUGUUGUUUCAGGCCUUGAAAAGAUAAUAAGGAUGUUACUGUUAACUAGAAGGAAUUAUCCUAUAGCUAUUAGAAGAUCGGGAUGGAAAGGGAGAGGUACUUUAUUCUCUGAUCUUGGUAUAUCAAUCAGAUCCGUUACAGAAGAUCAAACAUCAACUAACAAUGUUUUGCAUUUUGUAACUGACGGCACUGCCAAGCUCAUGUUUAGCUACCAAAAAAUGUUGUAUUAUGUUCCAUUGUGCCUGAUUCUAAAAUGUUUAAGUGAUUAUACUGACUAUUACACUUACCAGAGGCUUGUCCAAGGUUUUGAAGAUGAUGUUUACUAUGUAGAUUGUAUUCAAGAGAUGCUAAAGCAACUUCACAUGGAAAACCUCCAUACUCAUAAGGACUGUAAAUCAUAUUUAGGAAAAAUGUUCAGAGUAAGAUUUUAUGAAUGUCCAGAAUGGUUUACAGAUGAAGAAGUUGCCGAAUUUGUCCUGAAAAAGUGUGUUCUUAUACAUUUAGAGAAUACUGAAGAUAAGUGGAACCUAUUAGUCUUCAUGACCCAGAAAUUAUUUGUUUUCGCCAGGGAUAAGUGUAAAGUCGAAGGAGCUGAUGCAGUUAUGAUGCAAGAGGUACUGCAAGGGGGCCAUUUGUAUCUUCAAAUUUUAAAGGAAAAAAUGCAAAUGUGGCUAAAUUCAUUGAGAAUUAAUAUUCUAGGCCUCAAUAAGAGCAACAAAUUUAGCUAUUCUCAGUCUGACAUUUUGAGGGCAGCAAAAGUAACUGGCUCAUUUGAACAUGCUUUAAAAUUAUUUUUGGCCACUGGGAACUUACAGAGUCCUUCAGGUUUAGGUUUAAUGCAAGACAAGGGCUUAGCUGUAAUUGCUGAAAAUAUUAAUAGAAUGAGGUAUAUGUCACAUUUUCGAGCAGUUCACAGAGGGUCAUUUUUUCAAGAAAUGAGAACAACUGAGGCGAGACAGCUUUUGCCAGAUGCCUGGGGAUUUAUUUGCCCUGUUCAUACCCCAGAUGGAGCUCCUUGUGGGUUGCUUAAUCAUUUGGCAAUGAACUGUAUAAUAACGGAUGUUGCUGACCAAGUAAAGGUUAAUAAAAUACCAUUGAUAUUGACUGAAAUGGGCAUGUUGCCAGCGAGAAACAUUAACAAAAACACAAACUUGAAGGAUACCUACAUAGUACAAUUAGAUGGCAAGGUUAUAGGCUAUGUCCAAAAGAAUAGAGCACAAGUCAUUGUCAAUCAAUUAAGAUUGAUUAAGAUCAAAGGUGAACAGGUACCUGAUAGCUUGGAGAUUGUCUUGAUUCCAAUGAAAGACACCAAGGCCCAGUAUCCAGGGAUAUUCUUGUUUACAGGACCUGCUCGAAUGAUGAGGCCAGUGUUAAAUUUAAAAGUGAACGAGGUUGAAUUGAUUGGGACCUUUGAGCAGGUCUAUUUGAAUAUCUGUAUUACCCUUGAAGAAGCUUAUAAAGGCAUCACAACUCAUAUGGAAAUUUCAAAAACUGCAUUCCUGUCAAAUUUGGCUCAACUAAUUCCAAUGCCAGAUUGUAACCAAUCACCCCGUAAUAUGUACCAGUGUCAGAUGGGUAAGCAGACAAUGGGUAGUCCUUGUCACAACUGGGACUUCCAGUCGGAAACCAAACUGUACAGAUUACAAACUCCAGGAACUCCCUUAUUUAGACCUGUGCAUUAUGACCUGAUGAAACUGGAUGACUUUGCAAUGGGUACAAACGCUAUCGUUGCUGUUAUCAGUUAUAGUGGGUAUGAUAUGGAAGACGCAAUGAUUAUAAACAAAGCCUCAGAGGAGCGAGGUUUUGCUCAUGGCUCUAUCUAUAAAUCAGAAUUUGUUGAACUAGACCAUGAGUCAUCAUAUUUUGCUAGAGAUCCUACAGCACCAACAUUAGCAGAGCUUAUGGACGAGGACGGUCUUCCAUUUGUAGGGAGGAGAAUGAUGGAGGGUCAACCUUUUUAUUGCUACUAUGAUGCUGAUAGGAUGAUUUACAAGAAAGUGUACUUUAAAGGUAAAGAAGAAUGUUAUUUGCACUCAGUUAAGCUCUGUGGAGAGUUUAAAGCCAAUGUUAGGAAGACGGUGUGUUUUACUUACAGAGUUCCACGAAAUCCAUCAGUUGGAGACAAAUUCGCUAGCAGAGCAGGCCAAAAAGGGAUUUGUUCGCUAAGAUAUCCGUCCGAGGAUUUGCCAUUUACAGAAACAGGUUUAAUCCCAGAUAUUUUAUUCAAUCCCCAUGGUUUCCCGUCGCGAAUGACGAUCGCCAUGAUGAUAGAACUCAUGGCAGGGAAAUCGGCGGCAUUGCACGGAUUGGUACACGAUGCGACACCAUUCAAGUUUAACGAAACUUCAACAGCAAUUGACUAUUUUGGGAAACUAUUAGAAGCUGGUGGUUAUAAUUAUUACGGAACCGAAACGUUGUAUUCGGGUAUUGACGGGAGGGAGUUUUCCGCACAGAUAUUCUUUGGGAUCGUUCAUUAUCAAAGACUCAGACACAUGGUUUCGGACAAGUGGCAGGUUAGAUCGACCGGUCCCACCGAUAUUACAACGAGGCAGCCAAUAAAAGGUCGAAAACGAGGCGGGGGUGUCCGCUUUGGUGAAAUGGAACGAGACGCAUUGAUCAGUCAUGGUUCGCCAUUUCUUUUGCAGGAUCGGCUUUUAAAUUGUUCCGAUAAGACGACGGCUUCGAUUUGCACGUCUUGCGGUACCAUAUUAGGACCCAUCAAAAUUAUAUCCAGGAGAGCGGACAGGCCACAAAUGUCAGAGAAAAAGGAUACGUGUCAGUUUUGCGGUCACGGUAGAAAUGUUUCGUCAAUUCAGAUUCCCUAUAUAUUUAAAUAUUUUGUUACUCAAUUGGCGAGCUGCAAUAUUAAUGUCAAGAUUGAAUGCAAAGAUGUAUGAUGUCUAAGGAACAAAGUGCCUAGAAGAAAGGCGAAAGAUUUUUUUUUCAGUAAUUAUAUUGUAUAAAUAGGUUCAUAGCGCUUGUACUUUUUAUUUCUUUAAUUUUCGUAAUUUUAAUUUGUGUUUUUUACUAUUGCCCCGCAUACAACUACUUAUGGUAGUAACAUGGAUUUCGAAUCACAGUAAUCCACUACAUUUUGGCAGCCAUUUUUUUUGUAUUGUGCGAUAUAUCAUCGUAUGCAUAUGUCGAAUGAAACCCGCUUUGAACGGGACAGGCGCAGAAAUUCCUCAAAACUGUUGCUCUCAAUAACCAAAACUUACCAAUAUGUUGUUUUCUAUGGUCAAUUGUUAGGUUGCUGAAAUUUUAUAUAUUGGGAACAUUCAAAAAGAGGAAAAUUUGAAAAUGUAUAGUAGGUAUAACUAACCAACAAUUAAGGUUUAACAGGAAUGUUAUCUAUUAUUUAUGGCGCAUCGACCAUUUACACAGUUGACAUUGUCAUGAAACACUAAUAAACAUACCACCAGUAUUUGAUUUUACUUCCAAUCACUGACGUAGUUGUCAACCUCUCAGUUUUAGAAGGUAGGAAUUGCAAUUCAAAAUAAUUCUUAUAUGUUUGCGACAGGGUCGCCAGGUUUACUGAUUUAUUGCUAAUGGAGUAACUACAAAUUUGCAAAUACUGCAAGUAGCAUUUAAAUUGAUUGUUGUACAACUGAUUGCACUUUCACACAGUUUAUAUUGCAAAUUUAUAAAUCAUUUAAUCUAGCUAUCCUGUGGUA
Cylas formicarius (sweet potato weevil) is the source of this 4243-nucleotide messenger RNA. It is a transcript of the gene RpI135, whose product is annotated as DNA-directed RNA polymerase I subunit RPA2. Gene Ontology annotation, biological process: DNA-templated transcription. Lineage: Eukaryota; Metazoa; Arthropoda; Insecta; Coleoptera; Brentidae. Gene Ontology annotation, molecular function: DNA-directed RNA polymerase activity; DNA binding; ribonucleoside binding. Gene Ontology annotation, cellular component: RNA polymerase I complex; nucleus. The coding region runs from base 158 to 3466 and encodes 1102 amino acids. The record is from RefSeq and is a predicted model, not a curated record. The transcript is spliced from 15 exons.